Molecule: messenger RNA, 1185 nt
Organism: Diaporthe batatas
Lineage: Eukaryota; Fungi; Ascomycota; Sordariomycetes; Diaporthales; Diaporthaceae
Product: orotidine-5'-phosphate decarboxylase
Exons: 1
Coding region: 1-1185 (394 amino acids)
Biological process (GO): 'de novo' UMP biosynthetic process; 'de novo' pyrimidine nucleobase biosynthetic process
Cellular component (GO): cytosol
Molecular function (GO): orotidine-5'-phosphate decarboxylase activity
Source: RefSeq, a predicted model, not a curated record
AUGUCGGCACCAAAGCAUUCUAGUUUAACGAGUAGCUACGCCGACCGGGCGGCGGGCGCGACACACCCGCUGACAAACUACCUCUUCCGGUUAAUGGAGCUCAAGCAGUCGAACUUGUGCGUGUCGGCCGACGUAUACAGCGCACGGGAACUCCUGUCUCUGGCCGACAAGGUCGGCCCCUCGAUUGUUGUCCUCAAAACGCACUACGACCUCGUCAUGGGCUGGGACUUCAACCCACAAACGGGCACAGGAGCGUAUCUCGCGGCGCUGGCCAGGAAACAUGGCUUCCUGAUCUUCGAGGAUCGUAAAUACUGCGAUAUUGGCAGCACGGUGCAGAUGCAGUAUGUUGGUGGAACCGCGAGGGUCAUAGACUGGGCGCACAUUGUCAACGCGAACAUCUCGGCAGGCAAGCCAAUGGUGGGUGCGAUGGGCGAGGCAGCGGCUAAAUGGAGGGAAAGAAUCAAUUACGAGGUGCGAACGAGCGUCACAGUCGGAACCCCCGUGAGCGAUGGUUUCGAGAGUGAGCCCGAGGAGAUGGACGAGGAAGAGGACGAGAACGUUGGCGCCCGCGGCACCAACGGUCAGAGAAAGCCCUCUGCACUAGAGGCUAGGGAUAUCAACAUGAUGGCGCCGCCGCCUCCACCUCGAGACGUCGAUGGACGCAAGGGCAGUAUCGUCAGCAUCACCACGGUGACACAGUCGUUCGAGCCAGCCGACUCCCCGCGCCUGUCCAAGAGUCUGUCCGACGUCGACGACAUUGUCUACCCUGGCAUUGAGGAAGCACCACUCGAGAGGGGUCUGCUGCUCCUGGCACAAAUGUCCAGCAGCGGUAACCUCAUGGACGCCCGUUACACAAAUGCAUGCAUCGAGGCAGCGAGGGAGAACAAGGAUUUCGUAAUGGGAUACGUGGCGCAGGAAAGCCUGAACUCGGAACCCGACGAUCAUUUCAUCCACAUGACCCCGGGCUGCAAGCUGCCACCAGAGGGCGAGGAGGAGAACGGCGAGGGGAUGCAGGGUGAUGGAAUGGGCCAGCAGUACAACACGCCGUCCAAACUGAUCGGCCUAUGCGGUACCGACAUCGUCAUCGUAGGUAGAGGUAUCAUCAAGGCCGGAGACCCGCAGGGUGAGGCAGAGAGAUACCGCGUGAGGGCAUGGAAGGCCUACCAGGCAAGGCUGAGGAACUAA